UCUGUGAUUUUCUAGGCAUUCAAACAACAUGGAGGAGGAUCCGAUAAUCACGGACGAGAAUGAGGACGAGGCAACGCUAAUCAAUCUCACUCAGAAAGUCGAAGCGCUCGAGAAAGAAAAGCUCGAACUCGGCAACCAGAACAAACAAGUGAAGGAGAAGAUCAAGAACCUAACCCUACAAGUUGACCAAUUAAGAAACAAGGAAGACGAGGCGGAACCUGAACCGGACGAAUGGGAAGAUGAUAACGCCGUCCUCGAAUCGCUCGCCUCCAGGUCCGCCGAUCUCGAAAACGAGGUCUUCAGGCUGCAGCACGAUCUCAUAACUUCCAUGCGCGAAAUAGACGAGGCCAACAAAGAGGCGGUUGAUCUGAAGAGAGGUCUGGAAGAGAAAGAGGCGGUGAUCGAAUCGUUGGAGAAGGAGAUGGAUGAUCUGAAGAAAGAGAAAAUGGAGAUCGAGAGGAAAGAGAGGGAUAUGGAGAGGAGAUUAGGGAUUCUACAAGUGAGGGAGAUAGGAGAAAGGAGUAGAAACGUACGGACCGAAGAGGAAAUGAAGGAGAAAAUCGAUGGAUUGCAGAAGAAAGUCGAGGCACUGGAAGCCGAGGCGGCGAGGACGGGGCUUGAACUGGAGAAAACCAACGCGGAAACGUUAGAAUUCGAGGAAAGGGCGUUGAUGUUGGAGUUCAACAUAUCGGAGUUGAAGAAAGUGGUGGAAAGGAAGAAGAGUGAAGGCAAUAAAGAAACGUCGACGGUUAAAGCCUUCAAAGCGUGUUUGUUUAGGAUAACGGCGGGAUCAGCGGCGGUUCUGUUCGCGGCUGCCGUGGCCUAUCUAUUCCGUAGGAAGUGA
Messenger RNA from Hibiscus syriacus, 844 nucleotides. RefSeq names its product peroxisomal and mitochondrial division factor 2-like. The transcript has a single exon. NCBI's taxonomy places the organism in Eukaryota, Viridiplantae, Streptophyta, Magnoliopsida, Malvales, Malvaceae. The coding region runs from base 29 to 844 and encodes 271 amino acids. The record is from RefSeq and is a predicted model, not a curated record.